Messenger RNA from Zasmidium cellare ATCC 36951, 2475 nucleotides. RefSeq lists its product as uncharacterized. The transcript has 3 exons. The record is from RefSeq and is a predicted model, not a curated record. The coding region runs from base 1 to 2475 and encodes 824 amino acids. Gene Ontology annotation, cellular component: cytoplasm; endosome; HOPS complex. Gene Ontology annotation, molecular function: actin binding. Lineage: Eukaryota; Fungi; Ascomycota; Dothideomycetes; Mycosphaerellales; Mycosphaerellaceae. Gene Ontology annotation, biological process: vacuole fusion, non-autophagic; intracellular protein transport; endosomal transport.
AUGCCGAAGCCUACCACCAAUUGGGAGAAAAUCGGUGACAAGUUCUACCGACGCAUCCAGCUGUACGACUCCGUCUUCGACCCGGAUUUGGAACUUGAGAACUACACCGUCACUGGCGCUCCCUACAGUGGUGCUGUAGCCCUGCGACGAGAUGACAGCAAGAUCUACUCCUACCGCGGCACUCAAGCGGCCAAGUCGACGAUAGACAUCUACAGUUGCGCCGGCAAGCUCCUCCGGCAGAUCUCCUGGGAUAGAGGCAAUGUAAAAUGCAUAGGCUGGUCAGAAGAUGAGAGGCUACUGCUCGUGACCGAAGAUGGCACGGUGCGCAUGUACACGGAUCUACAGGGCGACUCUACUCCAUUCACGCUCGGGCAUGGCGCUGAAGAGCAUGGGGUGAAAGACUGCAGGUUUUGGUCGAAUGGAUUCGUGGCGCUUCUGGGCAACAACAGUGUGGUGGCAGUCACACGAUAUGAUGAACCGCGACCGCAGCUUCUUGCAUCUGCGCCUCCGGGGGAGGUGGCUUCGUGGGCAGUCAUUGCUCCAGAACACACAUCCUCGCGGGCAGUUGAGGUGCUACUGGCUAUCGACAGUAGUGUCUACGUUGUGGAUGCUGUCGAGUGCGAAGAUCGCGGCCUCGAAGCGGGACCUUUCCGACACCUUUGUGUUUCGCCGAACGGCAAGUUCAUUGCCUUAUAUACCGAUGAUGGCAAGGUCUGGGUCAUCAGCAGCGAUUUUCAAGACCCACUGAGCGAGUAUCAAUCCAAGGUGAAGACUCCUCCCAAGGACCUCCAAUGGUGCGGAAACAAUGCUGUUGUGUUGGCGUGGGAAGAUGAACUCCACCUCGUGGGACCGAACGGAGCUUUUGAAAGAUUCGACGACUACGCCUCGUUUCUGCAUCUUCUUCCGGAUAUCGAUGGCAUUCGAGUGCUUACGAACGAUAAGUGCGAGUUCCUCCAGAAGGUGCCAGAGUCUGUCGAGGAGGUCUUUCGCAUCGGUUCUGAGACACCAUCUGCAGUACUCCUAGAUGCGAUCGAUCAGCUGGAAAACAAGUCGCCCAAAGCGGACGACAAUAUCCAACUCAUUCGAUCAAAACUUGACGAAGCUGUGGACGGAUGUGUUCGAGCCGCUGGGCAAGAAUACAGCAUCCAUUGGCAGAAGCAAUUGCUCAAAGCGGCUUCAUUCGGCAAGUCAGUGCUGGAUUUGUACAGCAGCGACGAUUUCGUGGAGAUGACCGAAGCUCUGCGAGUCCUGAAUGCUGUUCGCUUCUUCGAGAUCGGCCUGCCGUUAUCCUACGAUCAGUACUUUCAACUAACGCCUGAGAGGCUCAUACAACGACUGGUGAACCGGCAAGAGUAUCUUCUAGCGUUGAAGAUAUCCGAGUAUUUGCACCUACCGGUCGACCGGAUCUACGUCCAUUGGGCACGACAAAAGGUGCGAAGCUCGGACGCUGACCAAGACAACAUCUGCGAAGAAAUCAUUCGAAAGCUCAAUGGCAAGCGAGGCAUAUCUUUCGAGGAGGUCGCCCGUGCGGCCUACGACGAUGGCAGAGAUACACUCGCUACGAAGCUGCUGGAGCAUGAGCCACGGGCGGGAAAGCAAGUACCUUUGCUAAUGAGUAAUGGAGAAGAGUCAAUCGCGCUCGACAAGGCUAUCGAAAGCGGUGACACGGAUCUGGUGUUUUACGUCUUGCUAAAUAUGAAGAAGAACAUGCCCUUGUCCAGCUUUUUCAGGACGAUCAACAGCCGGCCGAUCGCAACAGCCAUCGUCGAGUCUUCAGCCAAGGAUCAGGAUCAGGAACUUCUCAAAGACCUUUACUACCAGGACGACAGAAGACUUGAUGGAGCCAACCUCCUCAUAUCAGAAGCCCUCGAUUCAAGCGACAUUGGGCCUGCCACCGACAAGCUCAAGAUGGCCGCGAAGCUGCUGCGUGACAGCAAGGAGUAUGCGCAUCAAGUCGCCGCAAUCGACGAUGCACAGAGGCUGUUGCGUUUCCAGGAGGUCUUCGAGAAGGAGCUCAACGAUCGAUACGUAGGACUUUCUGUGAACGAGACGCUGAGCAAGCUGAUUAAGAACGGUAAUAUGAAGCGGUCUCAGAAAGUACAGAGCGAGUUCAAAGUCAGCGAGAAGACGUACUGGUGGAUCAGACUACGGGCAUUCGUGAGUAGGAGAGACUGGAAAGAAUUGGAAGAGAUAUCGAAGGGAAGGAGGAGCCCCAUCGGGUGGGAGCCUUUCUUCAACGAGAUUCUGGGAGCUGGGAAUCCCAAGGUCGCAUCUGUGUUCAUCCCUAAAUGCACCAAUCUCACCCCUCCCGAGCGGAUUGAGAUGUGGGUGAAGUGUGGGAUGGUGAUCAAAGCAGGCGAAGAAGCUCUAAAAGCGAAGGACCGCGCAGCACUGGAAGAGUUGAGGACGAAAGCGACUGGUAAUGGCAUGCUGGAGAUUGAUAGAAUGAUUGCACAGCUGCAGAAGGGACGAUAG